This is a messenger RNA of Didymodactylos carnosus, 507 nucleotides long. The record is from the annotation of a GenBank genome assembly. NCBI's taxonomy places the organism in Eukaryota, Metazoa, Rotifera, Eurotatoria, Philodinida, Philodinidae.
AUGGCAUCAUCGAGGAAAGCUAAACCAAAAAAGCGUCAACAGCGCGCAACAUCAAACAUCUUUGCUAUGUUUGAUCAAUCGCAAAUUCAAGAAUACAAAGAGGCAUUUAACAUAAUUGAUCAUGAUCGCGAUGGUUUUAUCGACGGCAACGAUUUGAAAGAUAUGUUUGCAUCCCUAGGUAAAGUAGUUACUGAUGCGGAAAUUGAUGCAAUGAUACGAGAAGCACCUGGCGAUAUUAAUUUUACGAUGUUUCUCACAUUAUUCGGUGAAAAAUUAACUGGUACAGAUCCAGAGGAUGUUAUUAAAAAUGCUUUUGCCUGUUUCGAUGAAGACGGCAAUGGUAAAAUUUCAGAAGAACGUUUACGUGAACUAUUGAUGACAAUUGGUGAUCGUUACACCGAAGAUGAAGUCGAUGAAUUAUUUAAAGAAGCCCCAAUUAAACAUGGUCUAUUCGAUUAUCAAGAAUUUGUUAAAAUACUAAAAUAUGGACGUAAAGAUCAAGAUUAG